AUUGAUUCAGUAAAAUAAAUGAAGUAAAGUUUACUAAAAGAAAGGAUUGAUUCAGUAAAAAUAAAUGAAGUAAAGUUUACUAAAAUAAAGGAUUGAUUCAGUAAAAUAAAUGAAGUAAAGUUUACUAAAAGAAAGGAUUGAUUCAGUAAAAAUAAAUGAAGUAAAGUUUACUAAAAGAAAGGAUUGAUUCAGUAAAAAUAAAUGAAGUAAAGUUUACUAAAAGAAAGGAUUGAUUCAGUAAAUAUAAAUGAAGUAAAGUUUACUAAAAGAAAGGAUUGAUUCAGUAAAUAUAAAUGAAGUAAAGUUUACUAAAAGAAAGGAUUGAUUCAGUAAAAAUAAAUGAAGUAAAGUUUAAUAAAAGAAAGGAUUGAUUCAGUAAAAAUAAAUGAAGUAAAGUUUACUAAAAUAAAGGAUUGACUGUCACUUAUUUACUCUGUGUAACAUUUAAGUCUUGAAACCGAGUUGAAGUUACUUAAAUGUACAUGAAAUUAAAUUUACUUUAAAAAAAAGCAAAUGCAGAAAGUUGCAAAACUUGUUUGAAGUAAAUGUUUACGCAUCAUUUUUUUUAGUGUGCGCUGUGGAAGAACCCGGUAUGUAAAAUCCACACCAUCCAAUAAGAAAGAAUGAAGAGUUGCACUUGAGUUCAGGGCUUUUAACUUGACGUGUGCUUCCCCGCCCACUUUCUGAAUCACACUCCUGCACCUCUGUGGGUUUUUCCAUCUAAACAUCUGAACAGGCUUUAAUGUCUGGCUGAAUCUCCCGCAGAUCUGAGCAUGGCUCGCUGUCAUCAGCUGCACAGCGUUUUUCAGGCCCUGCUGGCUGGAGCCCUCAUGCUGUGUCUGGUGGUGUUAAACCCCAUGAAGCUGGAUGUGUCUCUGUACCCGGAGGAUCCUGGAUCCUGCUCCUGUAUGAAGUGCAUGGCGGAGGAGGAAGACCCCUGGUUUAAUAUACGUUACGACAUCCAGGUGCCGAGACUCAUGUCCAGCCGGAACAGCAACCUCAGUGCAUAUACCAGCAAAUGGUGGAGGGGUCUUCAGAAUAGACCCAGAAGGGUGAACUACACUGCAUUAGUGGAGACCCUGUUCAUGCUGUUCCCUGAUGAAGAGCCUUACUCAGAUUCUGGUCCUGACCGCUGCAAACUGUGUGCUCUGGUGGGAAACUCUGGCAACCUGGAAGGAUCUCAUUAUGGACCAUUAAUAGAUGCUCACGACUUCGUCAUAAGGAUGAAUACAGGUCCAACCAAAGGCUAUGAGAAAGAUGUUGGGUCAAAGACCACCCACCGGGCCAUCUACCCAGAGAGCGCUGUAGACAUGGAUAACUCCACCCACCUCGUACUGGUACCAUUUAAAGUCCUGGAUCUGCAGUGGCUCAUCAGCAUCUUUACCACCAAACAUAUAAAACGCACCUAUAAACCAGUGAAAAACACAAUACGAGCAAACAUAGACAAGGUGAUGAUCUUGCACCCUGAGUUUAUCAAAUAUGUGUAUACAAAAUGGCUGCAGAAACAGGGCAAAUAUCCCUCCACCGGCUUCCUGAUGCUUGUGUUUUCUCUACAUAUCUGUGAUCAGGUAAACGUAUUUGGAUUUGGUGCCAGAAAAGACGGACGCUGGCACCACUACUUUGAUAAAAGAUAUGGUAUUUUUCAUAAUACACCAGAACACAAGGGAAGUGUUGAAUUCGACAUUAUUGAAGAACUCCAUCUUUUAAAUAAGAUCCACCUUUAUAAAGGAAAUUAGAAUAA
Astyanax mexicanus (Mexican tetra) is the source of this 1741-nucleotide messenger RNA. Its product is annotated as CMP-N-acetylneuraminate-beta-galactosamide-alpha-2,3-sialyltransferase 2-like. The transcript is spliced from 6 exons. Gene Ontology annotation, molecular function: beta-galactoside (CMP) alpha-2,3-sialyltransferase activity. The coding region runs from base 774 to 1736 and encodes 320 amino acids. Lineage: Eukaryota; Metazoa; Chordata; Actinopteri; Characiformes; Acestrorhamphidae. The record is from RefSeq and is a predicted model, not a curated record.